Molecule: messenger RNA, 798 nt
Organism: Brassica oleracea var. oleracea
Lineage: Eukaryota; Viridiplantae; Streptophyta; Magnoliopsida; Brassicales; Brassicaceae
Product: N-alpha-acetyltransferase 50-like
Exons: 3
Coding region: 60-539 (159 amino acids)
Biological process (GO): mitotic sister chromatid cohesion
Cellular component (GO): NatA complex; cytoplasm
Molecular function (GO): N-acetyltransferase activity
Source: RefSeq, a predicted model, not a curated record
CGGAUCUGUCUCCCCUUCGUUCUCGCCGUACUAGAUUCUCCGAGCAACCGGCGUCGGCGAUGGGAACUGGGAGAGAAGCCAGCGUAUCGCUAGAUGGAGUCAGAGACAAAAACAUGAUGCAGCUUAAGAAACUCAACACUGUUCUGUUCCCUGUUCGCUACAACGACAAGUACUACGCUGACGCAAUCUCAUCCGGAGAAUUCACUAAGCUCGCUUAUUACAGUGACAUAUGUGUUGGAGCUAUUGCUUGUCGGCUGGAGACGAAAGGAGGGACCAUGAGAGUGUAUAUAAUGACUCUUGGUGUUCUUGCACCUUACCGUGGCAUUGGGAUUGGUUCAAAGCUAUUGAAUCAUGUUCUUGACAUGUGCACCAAGCAAAACGUGUCUGAGAUAUACUUGCAUGUUCAGACGAACAACGAAGAUGCGAUCAAGUUCUACAAGAAGUUUGGGUUUGACAUCACAGAUACCAUUCCAGACUAUUACAUCAACAUCGAGCCUAGAGACUGCUAUGUCGUCACCAAGUCCUUUGCUCAAAUCUGAAGCCAACAAAUGAUAGCAAUACGUGACUUGGGGGAAGCCAUUCUUCCCCGGAUUGUUUGCUCAAUUUUCAAGUCUAUUCUUUACGUUACAAUGCGUCUGUUCCCAAGUUUUUUUGCUUGUUUUUGAUGACCUUAGCUAAUGGUUCUUUUAUACCUAGUGAUCGUGACCCCAUUGGUUUUGGACCUUUUGAUUGGGGAAGUUUUGACUUUGCAACUCUUAUUUUACUUAGCUAAGCCAAUAUUCAACAUUCUUGCUCUGA